AUGGCCCCUACCCCUAUUGGCCAAAAACCUGUUACUGCAGACCAGCUUCGAUCCGUGCGUGAAGGCGACGGUAUCACAGCCGCGCCCGUCGCCGUUUCAGUCGGCGCUGCCCGAACCACGCGACGCGACCACCAGCAUAUGCUAGCUACCAAGUGGAUGAAGGCGAGCGACCUCAAUGAUAUGGUCACCAGAGAAGGUCUCAUUUACAAAAAGGGCAAAUUCUCCGCUAUCGAAGAUGCACAGCUAAGAGUUGCGAAGGAGAACUAUCGACUUCGACAUAGUUUGACAAAUGAAGAAGUUGACGAGCUCAUUUUCAGUAAAGACAAGAAACGAGACGUCGGUUUUUGGCAAGAGCUGACCAUGGCUGUUCCGCAGCGGCCCCUGAAUGCCGUGUAUCAUCACGUACGCCGAAUCACGCAUCCACUGAAGAAAAUGGGCAAAUGGAUGCCAGAGGAGGACGUGAGGUUGACACAAGCCGUCAUGCAGCAUGGUCCUCAAUGGGAGAUCGUCAGUAUGCAGGUGGGCCGUAUGGCUUCGGAUUGUCGUGAUCGGUGGCGCAAUCACCUCAUGGAGAAAGACAAGAGAAAAAUGGGCAAGUCUCCUUGCAGCUCAUGUCAAUGGUCGAAGGACGAGGAAGAGGAGCUCAAGCGUAUCGUCACCGAAUUGGCCCAGCUGCAAGGGAAAAGCGUUGAAGAAUCCGACACCGACGUCUUCUGGACCAAAGUCAGCGAGCGGAUGGACUACAAACGCAGCAGACAACAGUGUCGCGGUAAAUGGACUGAUGUACUUAGCAAGACCGUCAAAACCACGGACCCGACCAGAAGGUGGUCUCAGCAGGAUGCGUACAUCCUUAUCCGCAAAGUCGACUCUUUGAAUAUACGACACGAUACGGAAAUUGACUGGAAAACGCUCAUCGAUCCUUCGUGGAAUCUCUUUAGCGCGCAUUCUUUGCAAAGGCGAUGGGGAACGAUGAAAAAGAGUAUUAAGGGCUGGGAGCAGAUGACCCACGCCGAAAUCAUGGACAUUUUGCGUCAGAAGAAAGGUCAGCCUCCGCCGCCAUCUCGUCGGCAAGAGAGAAGGAAGAUCACCAGUGCGGCUAUCAUAAACGACGACGAGGAUGUAGUGGACGACAUGAGCCCGACUCCCGACCGCGCCGUUGGUUCCAGCACCGGUCCAGGGACUCUAGCUGGCCAACAUGCGCAAUAUGAACAGGAUGUAGUAACGACGACUACGGCAGAAGUCCCGUCCGCUAGACCAGCUACCGUGGCGAAGAAAUCGCCUAAACCGAAACUGAAACCGAAAAAGAAGCUUGCAUCGGCCACACCAUCCCUGGUGAUUAAGGAUUACAGGACUUCUGCGGUUGCCGCCCCGCCAGAAGUGUUGGACUCCAGCUCUGACGAGAGCGAUUCGGAUGACUGA
This is a messenger RNA of Punctularia strigosozonata HHB-11173 SS5, 1419 nucleotides long. RefSeq lists its product as uncharacterized. NCBI's taxonomy places the organism in Eukaryota, Fungi, Basidiomycota, Agaricomycetes, Corticiales, Punctulariaceae. The coding region runs from base 1 to 1419 and encodes 472 amino acids. Gene Ontology annotation, cellular component: nucleus. Gene Ontology annotation, biological process: regulation of DNA-templated transcription. The record is from RefSeq and is a predicted model, not a curated record. Gene Ontology annotation, molecular function: transcription cis-regulatory region binding; DNA-binding transcription factor activity. The transcript is spliced from 9 exons.